Messenger RNA from Daldinia decipiens, 2393 nucleotides. RefSeq names its product thiamine diphosphate-binding protein. The record is from RefSeq and is a predicted model, not a curated record. Lineage: Eukaryota; Fungi; Ascomycota; Sordariomycetes; Xylariales; Hypoxylaceae. Bases 129 to 1877 code for a protein of 582 amino acids. Gene Ontology annotation, cellular component: acetolactate synthase complex; mitochondrion. Gene Ontology annotation, molecular function: flavin adenine dinucleotide binding; thiamine pyrophosphate binding; acetolactate synthase activity. The transcript has 3 exons. Gene Ontology annotation, biological process: L-valine biosynthetic process.
GAGCAACAAUAGCAACAAUAGCAACCACCGCAACAACAGCAACAACCAAAAAUACUCAACAACAGUCCGUCACUUUAGAUAUAUUGAAACAGCAACAGUUCCGCGCAUCUUCCACGUCUAAGCCCGCCAUGUACACAGCAUCGUUUGCCUUUUUCGAGGCGAUAUGGGAGGCAGGUGUCACGCACUGCUUCGUCAACUUAGGCUCGGAUCAUCCCAGUAUCAUCGAAGCUAUGGUAAAGGGACAGAGGGAGGCUAAGGGUAAAUUCCCACGUAUCAUUACAUGCCCUAAUGAGAUGGUAGCCAUGUCGAUGGCCGACGGCUACGCGCGUCUUACGGGUAAGCCACAGUGCGUCAUUGUCCAUGUCGAUGUUGGUACGCAGGGCUUAGGAGCCGCAGUCCAUAACGCCAGUACUGGACGAGCACCGGUUCUAGUCUUUGCGGGCUUAAGCCCUUUCACGCUUGAGGGAGAGAUGCGCGGGUCGCGGUCCGAAUAUAUCCAUUGGAUUCAGAAUGUUCCUAAUCAAACCCAGAUCAUCGGUCAGUACUGUAGAUAUGCAGAGGAAAUCAAGACGGGCAAGAAUAUCAAGCAGAUGGUUAAUCGCGCCUUACAAUUCGCCACAAGCUCUCCUCAGGGCCCGGUGCAUCUGGUGGGCGCGCGAGAAGUCAUGGAAGAGGAAAUCAACCCUUACUCGCUAGAGCAGGGUGUUUGGGACUCAGUUGAGCUGGGUGGUUUGCCGCCGACAGCUCCUCAGCAAAUUGCGGCAGCAUUACUUGGUGCUGAAAACCCGUUGCUUAUCACCGGAUACUCGGGUCGAAAUCAUAAAAUACCUGCUGCUCUAGUAGAGCUCGCCAACACCGUGAAGGGAUUGCGUGUACUUGAUACGGGCGGUAGUGAUAUGUGCUUCCCCGCAUCCCACCCCGCUUGGCUUGGCCUUCGAUUCGGUAUCGACCCAUGGAUAGAGAAAGCGGACGCGAUUGUGAUAUUGGAUUGCGAUGUCCCCUGGAUUCCGACUUUAAACAAACCGAAGGAUGGUACAAAGGUUUUCCACAUUGACAUUGACCCCUUGAAGCAGCUCAUGCCGCUCUUUUAUGUACCGGCUCAGCAUCGGUAUCGCGCGGAGCCUCUACUCGCAGUCGAGCAGAUCAUCUCUGAAGCCAAAAGCCAGGCUUCAAGUAUCGAUACAGCAGUUGCUACCAAGAAAUGGGAGGCUCUUCAGGUGUCAUACAAGGAACGCUUGGAUACGAUAGCAUCCAAUGCAAAGCCAGCCGAAGACGGUUCCUUCGGCACUGGAUAUCUCACCAAAACCCUACGAUCCUUGUGCCCGCAGGAUACGAUCUGGGCUAUCGAAGCGGUGACAAAUACCGCCUUCGUGCAUGAUAAUCUCCGGCCGGAGCUACCGGGUUCUUGGAUCAACUGCGGUGGAGGCGGUUUGGGAUGGUCUGGUGGCGGUGCAUUGGGAAUCAAGUUGGCAACGGACACGGAAAACGGUGGGAAGGGCAAAUUUGUUGUACAAAUUGUGGGCGACGGCACGUUCCUAUUCUCCGUUCCCGGUAGUGUGUACUGGAUCUCCAGGCGCUACAAUAUCCCGGUAUUGACCAUCGUAUUAAAUAACAAGGGCUGGAACGCCCCUCGAAAGUCGAUGCUCCUUGUACAUCCGAAUGGUCUAGGGUCAACAGCAACGAACGAGGAAAUCAACAUCUCGUUCGAUCCCGUGCCAGAUUACGCGGGUAUUGCCAAGGCGGCUGCUGGAGGCGACUUGUUCGCGGCAAGGGUUGACAAGGUAGACGAUCUCGAACGUACUAUCAAAGAUGCUAUCAAAGCGGUCGAAAGCGGUCAGAGUGCUGUCUUGGACUGCAAGGUCAAUCUUGGAUCUUGAUUUUAGACCUACUGGAAAAGGAGCUGCUGCUUCUGCAUUGAAAGCUGAGAUUAACAUCGCGCUCUGUCACGUGGAAUACUAAGGACGUAGGUAUAUACUACAGACGUGCUGAUUGAGCGGGUAGGGAAAUCGUGUACUGUUAGGAGUCAUAGCAGAAAUUGAUCCAUAUAAAUUGGUGUUUUACCGAUAUCUCGUUGUUAGAGCAUGUCAUCCUGGACGAUACACACCAUCGUGGUAUGAUUUAUCAGUGGUCCGACUAUGUGAACUCGUCAUAGGAAGAAACAUGUAUAUGAGUGGAUAUGUAUAUGCUAUGUACGUUAUGAUAGUGUGCAAAGCGACUGAGUCUUUAUACCCAAGGUACUUUAUAGUCUAUUUAGGACUCUAGGUGCCCAAGGACUACGUAGACAGCAACUUAUCGGGUUUCCGGAUUUAUUCUUGUUUAUAUCACGGGUUCUAUAUAGGUACCUAUUCACUUUAUAGGUAGCCAUCGGUUAUUAGCUUAAGUAUCUAAAGUAC